CCCAUCCCCAUGCUAUUAGUAUUAGUAUAGCUCACAUCCCCAUACCAUAUCACUUCUGCCUCUUCUUUCUCUCUCUAUACUCAUUUGAUUUCUUCACCUUCCUUUUUGCUCAGUACACUCUCACUUUCUCUCUAUAUCAUUAUCUUUCUCUCUCCUCUUUCACACACACAAAAUCUAAACCUGAAAACCUCAAAACUUUUCAAGGCAACUAAUCAAUGGCUGUUCAUGUUCUGUUUGGGCUUCUCUUCUUAGCCAUGGCUGGUCACUCUAAUGCGGCAUUUUGUGUAUGUAAGCAAGGGAUAAGCCAAGAUAUUCUGCAGAAAGCAAUAGAUUAUGCUUGUGGAGCAGGAGCAGAUUGUAAUCCAAUUAGACCAAAUGGGCAAUGUUAUAAUCCUAAUUCAAUUACUGCCCAUUGUUCUUAUGCUGUUAACAGCUAUUUCCAAAGAAAUGCUGCCAAGGGUGCUACUUGUAGUUUCAAUGGUGCUGCCAUGCUUACUAAUUCUGACCCCAGUGGUGGGGGCUGCUCCUAUUCAGCUACUUCUGGCUCUACUAGCACUGGUACUCCUACAACAACCGUGCCAACAACAUCCCCGACUACACCAACCUCCACUCCGGUAGGUGUCACACCCGUAUCUGGAACAGGUGUGACACCAGUAUCCGGCACUGGAACCGGCACAGGCCUUAAUCCGACUACUGCUUCCCCCUACACCGCCUCACCAAACACAGGCACCGGGGUGCUUGGAGGUGUUAAUACUGGAAUGGCCCCUACCGGAUCAAGCUUUGAUGACAGCGAUGGUGGAAAGAAGCGUCAAACCAUGACCGUAGGCUCGAUGUUUACGACACUAGCAAGCGUAACCAUCAUGAUUAUGUGGAAUUAAAAGCGUGGGCGGUGGGCGGUCGAGUACGAACUAAUAUGCUUUACUGGUAAGGCCAUGUGCAGGGUUUAGGAGGAGGGCAAGCAUGUGAAUGCUGCAUUACUAUUUUUGGUAAGUGGGCAGAUUAUGUGUUCAUGUGAAGCAAUUCUAAGCUUAAUAGGGUAUUUUGUAUCCUUCACAUCAGCUUUUGGGGGAUGCUUAUUUUCUAGCUCUCUUCCAUAUUUUGGACUUAUAAUUAUUUGUUGUAUUAUUAUUAUGUAAUCUAGAUCUAGUUAGAAAGGCUGAGAGGGACUAGUUACUAGUACUACAGUACUAUUACUACUUUAAAAUGGUGAGCAUCCCAGGAUUGUACAACUUAUAUGUAGGGAAAUCUUUAUUUAUUAUUGGUGUUGGUUUUAUUUAUAACUCAUAAAAA
Molecule: messenger RNA, 1290 nt
Organism: Amaranthus tricolor (Joseph's coat)
Lineage: Eukaryota; Viridiplantae; Streptophyta; Magnoliopsida; Caryophyllales; Amaranthaceae
Product: PLASMODESMATA CALLOSE-BINDING PROTEIN 3-like
Exons: 4
Coding region: 216-878 (220 amino acids)
Source: RefSeq, a predicted model, not a curated record